GAGUGCCAGCAGCUUCAGAGAAGUAGCAUGUCUUCAACUUCACAGGCGACAACAUCAAUGGGACCUCGCCGGCUUUUGCACCUCUCUGGAAGCACUGAUGCUCCCCAAGUGCGACUGGAGCACAACUCGGGGCGUGGUCCUCUGCUUGAAUACGCGGCACUGAGUUACUGCUGGGGCGGAGACCAAGCCGUCAAGUUAAAGGACGAGCUGGUGGACUCGUGGACGACGAAGGGCAUCGCGUACGAGCAUUUCCCCAAAACGAUUCAAGAUGCCAUUUGGAUGACCCUGGCCCUGGGCUUGGAGUACCUCUGGGUGGACGCAUUGUGCAUCAUACAGGAUUCCGACCGGGACAAGGCGGAGCAGAUCUCGCGCAUGGCGGAGAUUUACGAGCAGGCCUACGUGACGAUCUCUGCGGCGCGAGCGACGGCCGCUCCCGAGGGCUUUCUUCACAGCCGGUACAUGGCUGGGGAGCAAGGGUUUCGCAUGCCGUUCACCUGCGCGGACGGCCAGAUGAGCGCCGUGGUGCUGUGGCAGGGCAGGGAGCCGGACGCGUGGGAGCCCAUCGACACGCGGAGCUGGUGUCUGCAGGAGUCGAUCCUGUCGCCGCGGGUGCUCGAGUUUGGGACGCACAACGUUCGCUUGCGCUGUGCGCGGAGCCGCGCGGACGAGGCUCAGCUGCGAUGCGACGGCUGGGUUGGGCGGUCCAAGACGUUUGCGCAGCUGAGCAUGACGCAGCCGCUCGUGUCGAGCAUCGACUGGGCGAGCCUCGCGGAGCCGUACAGGUUCGCCGAGGCGUGGCGGAUGCUGGUGUCGCAUUACACGCGCCGCGGGCUGGGCUGGUACCAGGACAAGCUGCUGGCGAUAUCGGCAAUUGCGCGCAAGAUGAGCCGGAUGGCGGACAGCAGCAGCAACAACAACAACAAGAAGAAGCGGUACAUUGCGGGCCUGUGGGCGGAGCAUCUCGGGGAGAUGUUGUUGUGGCAUCCGAACUAUGGGCCGGACGCGAAGGAGAGGCGGCAUGCGACGUAUGUUGCGCCGUCGUGGUCGUGGGGGGCGUGCAGCGGGGAGAUU
Molecule: messenger RNA, 1071 nt
Organism: Trichoderma citrinoviride
Lineage: Eukaryota; Fungi; Ascomycota; Sordariomycetes; Hypocreales; Hypocreaceae
Product: HET-domain-containing protein
Exons: 1
Source: RefSeq, a predicted model, not a curated record